This is a messenger RNA of Mycosarcoma maydis (corn smut), 759 nucleotides long. Its product is annotated as mitochondrial 54S ribosomal protein uL29m. NCBI's taxonomy places the organism in Eukaryota, Fungi, Basidiomycota, Ustilaginomycetes, Ustilaginales. Gene Ontology annotation, molecular function: structural constituent of ribosome. Bases 1 to 759 code for a protein of 252 amino acids. The record is from RefSeq and is a predicted model, not a curated record. The transcript has 2 exons. Gene Ontology annotation, biological process: mitochondrial translation. Gene Ontology annotation, cellular component: mitochondrial large ribosomal subunit; mitochondrial ribosome.
AUGUCAUCAUCAGCAAGGACGAUGCUGAUGCGCGUCUCGCAGUCAUUGCGAGCGUCCGCAUCUGCAGCUGGCGUACCAGCUCGCACUUUUUCAUCAUCCUCCCGUGCCUCUCAAGCACCCAUCUCUCAACCGACCAAGCCCGCGUCGCAAUCGCAGCCAUCGCUAGCCGCCACACCCAAAACGCAGCUCGAGCAGAUCAAACAGUAUCCCGCGCAUCCUCUGCUCCAAUUUUUCCGCACAAAACCGUACGAGAUCAGCGACCUGGCGCUAGGAGGUACGGCCGCGUACGAGCAGGAGAGCAAGGACUCGGUCUCCCCAUCCAAGUUCUACGUAAGGCUGCCACAUGCAGUCUCGCAGGCGGACCUGGGUAGGGAUGCGAACAGCAGGUCAUGGUUGGCGAGCGAGUUGCGUCUGAAAAGCUCCAAGGAUCUGCACAUCUUGUGGUACGUGCUCUUGAUGGAGAGGAACAGGCUGGCGACGGCGUGGGAGGAACUGAACCGUGUAGGUGCAAGACAGGCCGCCAGGAUGUGGUCGCAGAACUUGGGUCGAAAGAACCACCGAGUGCGAAAAUCUAUGGCACGCAUCAAGUUUGUUCUCAACGAACGUCGUCUCGCGCUGAUCGAGGCGCAGAAGCAAGUGCGAGAGGGAGUGCCUGCUGCUGAACCCGACCUCAACGGCAACCUCUUCGAAGACGUAGAUGCCCAACCCCCCACAGAGCCUCCUUCCAGCACAACAGCCUCGGCUCAGCCGCAAGCAUGA